Messenger RNA from Prionailurus viverrinus (fishing cat), 3246 nucleotides. It is a transcript of the gene SSBP1, whose product is annotated as single stranded DNA binding protein 1. Gene Ontology annotation, biological process: positive regulation of helicase activity; mitochondrial DNA replication. Gene Ontology annotation, molecular function: single-stranded DNA binding. The coding region runs from base 77 to 529 and encodes 150 amino acids. The record is from RefSeq and is a predicted model, not a curated record. Gene Ontology annotation, cellular component: mitochondrial nucleoid. The transcript has 8 exons. Lineage: Eukaryota; Metazoa; Chordata; Mammalia; Carnivora; Felidae.
UGAGGGUGGAGGGAGCCACGAGUUCUUUGCUAGAGGAAGACCAAAGACUAGGUUGUAGGAAAAGCAAAUAGAAGCCAUGUUUCGGAGACCUGUAUUACAGGUGUUUCAUCAGUUUGUAAGACGUGAGUCUGAAAUAGCCAGCAGCUUGGUUCUUGAAAGAUCUCUGAACCGUGUGCAGCUCCUUGGGCGAGUGGGUCAGGACCCCGUCAUGAGACAGGUGGAAGGGAAGAACCCUGUCACAAUAUUUUCUCUAGCAACGAAUGAAAUGUGGCGGUCAGGGGAGAGUGAAGUAUACCAAAUGGAUUUAGGUGAUGUCAGUCAAAAGACGACAUGGCACAGAAUAUCAGUAUUCCGACCAGGCCUCAGAGAUGUGGCGUAUCAGUAUGUGAAAAAGGGGUCCCGUAUCUAUGUGGAAGGGAAAGUCGACUAUGGUGAAUACACAGAUAAAAACAAUGUGAGGCGACAGGCAACAACAAUCAUAGCUGAUAAUAUUAUAUUUCUGAGUGACCAGACCAAAGAAAAGGCAUAGAGUGGACGAUUCUUCUUUGGCCAUUGUUUGUUAACUGUUGCUAAGGGGGUAGAAGCAGAUGCCAUUUGGUGGUGCUUCCAGGAAAGCCCCUUAAAUGAUUAGCUCUGUUGGGAGGCUCAUCCUUUGUGCUUCUCCAGACCCUCACCUGGCUUUUUCUGGUCUGAAAUGUGGACAUGAUGGCUGAGAGUCUCCAGUAGCCAUUUUAGACCACAAGACUAUCUGCAGGAUGGAAGAUGGAAGAUGGAAGAGGCUGGAGUCCGUGAUGACCAUGGAACCACCAUCGCGGUCCUGGACAGUCUACCUCUGGACUUCUUUGGGAGACACAAAUAAAUCUCUACCUUGUUGAAACCACUUAUUUGUGCUUUGCAUUUAAACCUAAUUCUUACCAAUUCACACAUUCUUUAUCUCCGUAUACGCAAUUCAUUACUUCAGUUCUUUCUCUUCUAAGACCGUUCACUACUGGUAGAAGUAAAAUAUCACCUCUACUGCCACAGUCUCUCAGACUUUUAACCUAGGUCUCAUUCUUAAUUUGGGGAGGGACUGGGACAUAAAAUGUACACGGAUCCUUAGCAAAUACCUUAAAAAGGGUAAAUACAAACUUUUUUUUCAUCAAAUAGUUUAAUUUUGCCUGAAGCCUGAAAUGAGGACCCUUAGUUAACAGCCCCUUGUUUACUAAGGUAGUACGUAAAUAAGAACAGAAGUACUGACCUUCUGCUUCUCCUGGCAGUAUAGCAGACUAGCUAAUCUGGAGUGAGGAGGUGUCCCACUGCAAAAUAACCAGAUCCUAAGUAUGACAUAGUUUUUAUUGCAUUCUAGGGAAUCUAAGUUCGGGCCGCCAUAACAAAAUACCAUAGAGUGGGUGAUUUAAACAACAGACGUUUUGCGAUUCUGGAGGCUAGAAGUCUCAGAACAGGGUGCAGGAUGGUUGGUUUCCUGGGAGGCCCAUGUUGCUGGCUUAUAAGUGGUUACCAUCUCACCGUGUCCUUACAUGGCCUCCUAUUUGUGCUGGCAGAGCGUGAACUCUCUGGUGUCUAUAAGGACACUAAUGCAGUUGUGUCAGGGCCCCACCCUUAUGGCCUGGGUUCACUUUAUCUUCUUACCGGCCCUAUCUCAAAAUGUAGUCACAUUGGGGAUUAGACUUCUAUAUGUGAAUGUUGAGUGGACACAGUUCAAUCUGUAGCAUUGGGCUUGCAGGAAGAAAGGGACUUCUUCAAGUGACAGGUUCUAAACUAAACGAAAAUGAGCAAUAAGUAGGCGACACACUGAAAAAAGGGAGUUCCCUGAUGACAUGCUAAUAUUGACAUCGUGGUUUGGAGAUAAAAACAAAGGAUAUGUGUCAAAGGUGUGCCUCAAACAGACUUGAAAUUAGAAGAGCAUUUUUCGUAAAAUGAAAAAGGCAAGGAUGUCUUAUCACUACUUCUCUUUGACAGGUUGUUUGUACUGAGGCUUUAGCAAGCAUAGUUGGGAAGGAAAGAAAACGUAUUAAGAUGGAAAGGAAGAAAGUCACAAAUGCUGUGAUUACACAGAAACCAUGAAAGAAAAGAAUCUGUAGAUGAAUAAUUAAAAGUUGCUGGAAAUAAGAUCAGUUUACAAAAGUCAACUGCAAACAGCAGUGAAGAUGCCAUGUACAAGAGCAUCAGAAAAUGAGUCUUCCAAGAGUGUGGUCUCUGUGGAGCACAUUAUGAAACUUGAUUGAAAUACAUUAAAAGAAGACUAAUCACAUUGGUAAAUCAUGUUUAUUGUAAGCAUCAAUCGUGUAAAGAUCUCAACCCUCCCCCACAUUCAUGUUACAGAUCAAAACAAAAAUUCCCUGUUUCUUGGGGGCAACUGGACAAGUUGACUCUAAAGAUGUGUUGAUACUCAAAGGCCCAAGAUCACACAACAAACUUCUGAAGAAGAGUGAGAUGGGGGACUUGCUCUGCCAGUUGGCAAGCCUUUUUAAAAUGAAAGCUAUAGUGAUAAAAAACUGUUCUAUGGAUACAGGAAUAAACAGGGCAGUGGUGUAGCAAAGAGAACCCAGAAACAGACCAUGCACAUGUAGAAAGUGAUAAAAGUGGCAUAGAUCAGUGGGUCUAGAUUGUUUCAAUUAUGCCAGGGAGAUUUGUUAUCCAUGCAGAAGAAAAUGAAAUCAGAUAUCUACACCUUAUGCAAAGAUCAAUUCUUGGUGAUUUAAAGACAUUUGUGAAAGGCAAAAUGUUAAAAAUUUUGGAAGAAACUAUACUACAAUGUCUUUAUGAUCUGGUGGCAUAGAAAUUUUCUCUUUUAAACAAAAAUGUAAAUACAGAGAAGAGGGAUACAUUUAACUGUUAAAAAUAACUUGUUUAUAGAAAGUCACUGGAAAGAAAGCAAAAUGACAAGUCACAAACUGGAGAGAAGAUAUUUGCAAUCAUAUAACUGAAAUAUAACUUAGAAUAUAUAAGGGUUACAAAGCAAAAUACGAUCUAGAAUAUAUGAAGGCCUACAAAGCAACAAGAAGACAACAGGUUAGAAAAAUGGGCAAAGACACAGAGCCUGUGAAAUAUAAAUAAUCCAUUCAUAUGUGAAAAAGUGGUCAACUUCAUUAAUAAGGAAAACCACUUGCAAUGUUGUGGAUGGGGCUAGAGUGUAUUAUGCUAAGUGAAAUAGGUCAGUCAGAGAAAGACAAAUACCAUAUGAUCUCACUUAUAUGUAGGAAGGGGGAAAAGAAAAAAGGAAACAAGCCGUAAGAAAUGCUUAAU